Ceutorhynchus assimilis (cabbage seed weevil) is the source of this 714-nucleotide messenger RNA. The record is from the annotation of a GenBank genome assembly. NCBI's taxonomy places the organism in Eukaryota, Metazoa, Arthropoda, Insecta, Coleoptera, Curculionidae.
AUGCAACUAUUAAAUUUCAAAAAACCAGUAAACCUAAACGACUACACUUUAAUAAUACCGAGUGUCUCUGUAGGAAAUGUUCCACAACUGACCAUUGAUCUUCUAAUAACGACACUGAAUUUGGAAAACGUAGCCACUAUUUGGCAUCCAGGACUCCGGGCAUCUGUUGGAGCCGACCCUUUUCACUCCAACGAAAAAACAAUUUGCACUGCCAGCGAAUUGUACAUUAGCGAAGCAAAUAAACUAGCCGUAAUCCAGAUCCGCUCCACUAUCGAAACCAAAUUUGUACUCAAAUUUUUAACAGAUCUAUUGAGUUCUGUUAAACAACUUGGCUUUAAGAGAUUGUUCGUAUUGGGGACAGGAUUUGAUUAUGAACUACAUAAUAUAGCUGACAGGAAUAUGUUUUAUUUUAUUACAAAUAAAGAAAAUCUGGAUCAAAUACAAUCUACAAAGCGUUUAGAACCGAAUUCUAAUGGGAAAUUUGUGGUGCAUGGGGCAGGAUACGCAACUACUUUGUAUGGACUAAUAGGCAAUCAAAUUGAAUCAGUUUUAUUGGUUAAAUAUGUGUCGGAAGGUGAAAAUAUAAUUGAUGCGAAACAUUUCCUUGGAAAAUUGUUGGAGUUUCUCAAACUGGAAACUACUCACAAACAACUGGCAUAUCCAGCUUCUUGGCAUUAUGUUUAUGGUGCUCCACCUCCUUCAGGAAUAUUUUAA